AUGCUCGUCGUCGGCCCAAAUUCAACUUGUGAUGUCUGCCUCGAGUGUUAUACCAACGGUGUGAACAUCCCCCACGCUAUCAACUGCGGCCACGUCUUUUGCCAGAAAUGCCUCGAGCAUCUCGUGCAAAACAAAUGCCCUCUUUGUCGCAUGCGCUUCGACCCCAAAGAGGUUAGACGGCUCCAUGUAGACCGUGAUCCAAAUGUAAAGGCGAUCGUCGACGACGACGAACCAGCACAGUCCUCCCCCUCUUCGGUUCCGGUUGCCGAUGGAGAAGCGCAGCGUCUCUUGAACGAGAUCGCACGCAUAGUCAAGGAAGGUGCCAAGGUCAACGAGAUACGUCGAGUGAUCGAUGAAAGCAGAACAUACUACAAGUCCCAGGGUGAUCAGUAUACUCCUGUGCGGGUCAGUUGCUUGCUUCUGCAUAACCUGGCGGAAUCCCAGCGCAAGCUUUCCCUUCAGGCAGAGGAACUGAAGGGUCUUCGUGCGGAGCUCGACGGUAUUCGCGAGCACUUAACGGAAGAGCUCGAGACUGUCAGGCGUGACUAUGAACAGCUGCAGCGGACAAGCCAGAAGGAGAAGGAAACUCUCUUGGCAAAGGAGAAGUGCCUCAGGGAUCAUUACGAUGAGAUGAAUCAGUCUUGGUUAUGUUUCUUCGAGGUAUUGUCUCUUGAACAAGAGCGCGAUUCACUCAAGCAAACUCUCGCGCGUUUCCAAUCAUCGUAUUCCGAGUCCCAACGCUCGGCAUACUUUUAUGCGAGUGAAGGGAAACGCUCUCCCUCUGGUAGUGAAGAUCCGUCGAUGCUCAAGAAGCGUAGUAUGAUGAAGGAGAAAUUCAUAGAUGGUGACGAGAUGGAUUUCCAUCUGUCACCUCUCGCUGAGAUUGCCGCACCCCUGGCUUCGACUUUUCCAGGUUUCUCUGCCCUUGCAGACGAAUCUGAUGACGAAGACAUAAAGAAGAUGAAGAAAAAGAAACUUCUCGGCACCUUGGAAGAGGACGAGUCCUGUCCCGAGAGUACGCUGGCUGACCUCAUACGCCAACCUCUUACAUCAGAACCAAUCCCCAUUCCUUCCCGAGAAUGCCUCUCACAUCAACCGUCGAAUUCCGUCGCCAUGUCUGUUACUGCCGACUGGGUUUCCGGCUUUCCGAGUUCUAGAGCAGAUGACGUUGUCAUGGGUGGCAGUCGUCCAUCUUCCCCAUGCCGGCGGAGUUCAUCGGAUCGCCAUGUGCCGUCGUCGUCCCAGGCGCCUCGUACUAGUAUGAAGACAUCCCACACCUGGCAAAUCGUAUCAAGCGGCGUCUCCAAGUUGCACGAUUUAUUGGACAGUCCUCGCCCGCCACCAUCUCUUUCUCAAUCUGCUGCUACUACGAGUUCUCGGCCCGAUAUUCCUCGCUCGUCUACUGCUCGUCCUCCCAUACUUGCGCAGCCUAGUGCUUCCCGGCCAUUGGUCCCGGUGCGUCCUUCCUCAGCAUCGGUACACCCAGGAUCUUCCUCUUCGGUUGUAUUCGUCGAGGAUUCAUACUUUGCACCGUCCGAACGACGACCGCUGGUCAGCGCGAGCGAAGCAGCCAUGCAACUGGAGCGGGAGCGGCAACAGGAGAAGGAACGCCGUCGUCAACUGGAAUCUUCUUCGGCCGCUCAGAAUUCGCUCAGGGACACCACCAACGCACCCAUUGCUUCUUCUCACUAUCACCAACCCCACAGGUACAAGUAUGGUAAUGACCGGAUGAAACCCAUGCAACCCUUACCCAGUGCAGCGUGCGUUUGA
Messenger RNA from Pisolithus orientalis, 1770 nucleotides. RefSeq lists its product as uncharacterized. Bases 1 to 1770 code for a protein of 589 amino acids. NCBI's taxonomy places the organism in Eukaryota, Fungi, Basidiomycota, Agaricomycetes, Boletales, Pisolithaceae. The transcript is spliced from 5 exons. The record is from RefSeq and is a predicted model, not a curated record.